UGUAAAUUUACUAAAAUCAUUCUGUUUAUACUUCAAAUGGCUAAGUUUCAAGUUAUACAAAUUAUACCUGUAAAAAUCUGUGGAAACAUCCCAUCCUCCCACACCAGUGAACUUAAACAGUUCUGAGUUUAUUGAGAGUAUUUUCUACAUUCUGUGCCUGGCUGACCAGUAUCACAUCUGACACUUGUUAAUGGACACUAAAGAUUAAAUGUGCUUCACUACCCUCAUGACGGACACGAUGUGUUCAUUGUCAGGACUGGUUCUGAAAGGAAAGGUCCAAGUCCAGGGCUGCAGGCCUUCCUGGCUGCCUUCCAGGGAGAGAGGCUGGAAUGAGCUUUGCCCUGGGGUGAUGGUCCCUGUCACUGAUUAACCAGCCCUGUUGGAAGGCUGCACCACCAGCACUCCCCACACAAAGACACCUGGCCGAGUCCUGGGCGGCAGAAAAAAUGUCCACCCGCUAUCACCAAGCAGCAAGUGACAGCUACCUGGAACUUCUGAAGGAGGCCACCAAGCGUGAUCUGAAUCUCUCAGAUGACGAUGGCAUGACACCCACUCUCCUGGCAGCCUACCACGGCAACCUGGAGGCCUUGGAGAUAAUCUGCAGCAGAGGUGGGGAUCCUGAUAAGUGCGACAUCUGGGGAAAUACUCCUCUACAUUAUGCAGCCUCCAAUGGCCACACCCACUGCAUCUCGUUUCUAGUCAACUUUGGUGCCAACAUCUUUGCCCUAGAUAAUGACCUGAAGUCCCCAUUGGACGCUGCUGCCAGCAGGGAGCAGAAGGAAUGUGUUGCUCUCCUGGAUAAGGCUGCUACCAUACAGAACACCACGAACCCCAAGAAGGUCACCCGACUGAAGGAGCAGGCUCUGAGGAAUGCCAGGAGGCAGAUGAAAGAAUGCGAGCGACUUCAGGAGAAGCACCAAAACAAGAUGGCCCGCUCCUACAGCAAGGAGGACUCGGGGACUCUUUCUUCUUUCCAUGGCACCUUCCCCAGCUCAUCGCUUUCCAAGGCUUCUGCUGGUGGAUUUGGGUCACUGUCUAAAGGCAUCAAAGACACCUUUAAGAUAAAAUUUAAGAAGAACAAAGAUACCGCAGAGCAGGUGGAGAAGGGAGGCAGGAAUGGGCAGAGGCAUGUAAUGGAAGUGUUCAGAGAGGAGGAAGAAGACUCAUUUCCAGAGGACGUCAGAGAGAAGCUCCAGUUGUCAGCAGAGAAAGCCAGGGAUGUACAACAUGAGUCUAUUCUCAACCGCCCAGGGCUAGGGAGUAUUGUUUUUAGAAGGAACAGAGUACUGGACCUUGAGGACAUCACAGACAGCAAGAGAGAGUCGGGGUUUAAAAUACUCAGUGAGUUGUUCCAAAGACCAGGAGCAGCUGAUGAAGAGGAGGAUGAAGAGGGGGAGGCAAACAGUACUGCAGGCGACCUUCCUUGGGACGAAGAAGUAGAAUGGGAGGAGGACGUGGUGGAUGCCACCCCGCUGGAAGUGUUCUUGCAGUCUCAGCAACUAGAGGAAUUCCUUCCCAUGUUCAUGAGAGAGCAGAUGGACCUAGAAGCCCUGCUGCUUUGCUCUGACGAGGACCUUCAGAAUAUCCACAUGCAGCUGGGCCCCAGAAAGAAAGUCCUCAAUGCCAUAGACAAGAGGAAGCAGGCACUCCAGCAGCCUGGGCAGCUGGUGGACACCAGCCUCUGAUGGAGGCCACUGGUGAGCAGGGUGACCUGAGCAUGUGGUCAUGCUGAGUUCCCUUGGGAGGACCACAGGAAGCACCCUGGACCUGAUCUUUGUCCAGUGAAAGACCUCUGUGUAUAGGUGUUAAGGUUUUAGAGAGGACUCUCAAAACAGAGGCCCAGACUCUGGGAGAUAGUCUGUAUUCAAGUAAACCAUCAGUUAAAAAAUAAAAGCCAGGAGACCUUGGAACAAGAAAACUGUGUUUCUCUUCAUGAGUUUGCAGUCUGUCUAGACCAAAGGCUCUCACUGAUCUAAAGUGCAAAGCCCAACUUAAAUGGAUCUAAUCUUUUAACAGAUAUUUACAAGCAACAGGGUUGGGUUUAUAGUAUUCCUGUUUAAGAAUAGGAGAGUGUAGCAGGUGUGGGGGGGAUGACAGAAAGAAAAUGUGGGGUGCCUAUUGUGGAAUGAUUUUCUAAAGUUUAUGUAUGGAAACCCUAACCUCUGAGUAUUUUUGGAACUAGUACUUUAAAGAGGUGAUUAAGGUUAUGUGAGGUUAUAAGGGUGGGCUCUUAAUUCCAUGUGACUUAAAAGAAAAGGAAGAUAAAUCAAGGGUGUGCUCACAUAGGAAGAAAAGAGAACAACAGGAAGGCAGCUAGCGUCAAUCAGCCAAUGAGAGCACCCCACCCCUUACCUCCCAGGAAAAUCAAACUUGACAAUAGUUUGGACUUCCAGUCCUCUGAGAUUUGAAAAGUCAGUUUCUGUUGUUUGAGCCAUUCUGCCUGCAGGGUUUUGUUAUGGCAGCCUGGGCUGACA
Messenger RNA from Peromyscus eremicus (cactus mouse), 2474 nucleotides. RefSeq names its product ankyrin repeat and sterile alpha motif domain containing 4B (gene Anks4b). Gene Ontology annotation, biological process: brush border assembly. The record is from RefSeq and is a predicted model, not a curated record. The coding region runs from base 447 to 1685 and encodes 412 amino acids. The transcript is spliced from 2 exons. Gene Ontology annotation, molecular function: protein binding. Lineage: Eukaryota; Metazoa; Chordata; Mammalia; Rodentia; Cricetidae.